Molecule: messenger RNA, 1385 nt
Organism: Dicentrarchus labrax (European seabass)
Lineage: Eukaryota; Metazoa; Chordata; Actinopteri; Moronidae
Gene: creg2
Product: cellular repressor of E1A-stimulated genes 2
Exons: 4
Coding region: 77-925 (282 amino acids)
Source: RefSeq, a predicted model, not a curated record
GUUACGAAAAACACAUCCACGUGAGGUUGUAAACAAGAGAGUGGAUGAGGGGCGGCCAUUGUCCGAGCUCAAUGAUAUGAGGGUCCGCUAUUUUCCCCUGGCAGUGUUUGCCAGCGUCCUGUUCCUGUGUGAAAGCUACACCCUGAGGAGCUCGGUCUCCUGGGUCGUCUCCUCCAACGAUGUGGUGGAGGACGCGGACCUGUCCGAGGAGGUCGCCCCGGCGUUGCUGGUGGAGAGUGCGGGGCUGUGGAAGCAGGCUUACCCGUCCUCCAACGUCCUCGGGGACAGCGUGGAGAGCCCCGGGGAGUUAGUCAAACCAGAGAGCGACGAUGUGGCGCAGCUUUCCUCUCGCCUCUUUUCAUAUCGGUUGGAGAAGGUGAAGAAGUCCGGAAGCGGCAGUCCUCCUCCUCCUCCUCACCAGGAGACCGCCAGGACUGCCAGAUACAUAGCGCAUUACAGUGACUGGGGACAUCUGGCCACCAUUUCAACUCAAGACAAGAUCAAAGGUCUCCCCUUUGGGAACAUCUUCUCAGUCAGCGAUGGACCGCUGGACAACAGCACGGGAGUGGUCUAUUUUUAUGUGACUCCGAUGGACAACACCGUAUCAGACCUGAAAAGUAAUCCCUAUGCUUCUCUUACAUUCUCAGAGGCUGAGGGAGAGUUCUGCAGGCAAAUGAUGUAUGAUCCAGAGGAUCCAAGAUGUGCUCGACUCACACUAACAGGCAAGAUGGUGGAGGUGGCCCCAGAGGAGCUUGCAUUUGCAAAGGAAGCAAUGUUCUCAAGACAUCCCGUGAUGGCAAAGUGGCCAGUGGGACACAAGUGGUUCUUCAUGAAGCUGGAGUUGAUCCAGGUCUGGCUGCAGGACUGGAUCGGAGGCACGUCACUCAUUCCUCUGGAGGACUACUUUAAAGCUACGCCUUUCUGAGAAAAUCCCUCCCUCUGCAUCAUGUUAUAUAUAUAUAUAUAUAUAUAUAUAUAUAUAUAUAUAUAUAUAUAUAUAUAUACAGAUCAGUUCAGCUUCACACCACAGAUGUCACUCUAAUAAGGAGAAGCAAGAAUUCCCAGAGCUGCAAUGUGCUAAGAAUAUUUUCAAAAUCUUUUUCAAAUAUUGUUGCUAUUUUAACUUUAGAAAGUGAAUAUUCUUCACUUUUCCUCUUUUGCUCCUCCACUUGGCUUGCCACACAAAAUCAGUACCUGCAUUUGGUUUGUGAAUGUAUUUAAAGUCAAUAAGCUAGUUAUAUUUAAUGGUCACAAUCAUUGCAGCUAUCAUAGAAAUUUCUAUGAUAUUUAGUAUAUUCUUUAUAAACAUUUUGAUUUCGACAUUUUAAGGGUUUGCAUUAAAAUAUUUGUGCUGUUUGAAAAAAUAAAUGAAUGUUAGCACACAA